AGGAUUCCUGUUUGGAUUAUGUAUUGAUCAAAUCUGGAACAAUACAAGUAGCUUAGGUAGCAUCAUCAUCAUCAUUAUCAUCUGUUAGCUUAGGAAAUCUGAAGCUUCUGCUUGUGAUGGUGUAUUAUCAAGACUGUGUUGUUCAUAUCAAAAUGAUGGGCAGCAACAAUAACAGUAACCUGCCACCUAUUUUCAUUGACGACAAUCAGUUGCAAUACCACACUAAUGCAUCAAAUCAACUUCAGUUGUUUGGGAAUCUACCAGUUGGAUAUAAGAUGGAUUCUAUAAAUUAUUUUGGUAAUGACCAUAAUAAUACUCCUGCCCUUCAACCCAACAAGAGAAGCAGCAGGGAAGCAGAAAAUAUAUCAUUACAGCAGAAGCUUCAGAUUUCCCUUAACUAUAAUAAUAUGUAUAAUGACGAAACUGAUCGAUCAGCUAGCAUUCCAAUCAAGAAUCCUGUAUCAACCGGUUUGAGGUUGUCGUAUGAUGAUGAUGAACGCAAUUCAUCUGUUACUUCUGCUAGUGGGAGCAUGACAGUAGUAGCACCUUCAAUGAUGAUGUCUCUUGGCGAUCACGUUAGGAAUGAACUUGAUCGACAAAAUGAAGAACUUGAUCAGUAUAUCAAGAUUCAGGAAGAAAACCUUGCAAAGGGAGUGAGAGACAUGAAGCAGAGACAUAUGGCAUCAUUCUUGUCUUCCAUAGAGAAAGGAGUCACCAAGAAACUACGUGAGAAAGAUAUGGAAAUAGAAGGUAUAAAUCGAAAGAACAAAGAUUUGGUUGAGAAAAUAAAGCAGGUUGCUAGUGAAGCCCAAAAUUGGCACUACAGAGCUAAGUACAACGAGUCAAUUGUAAACGUUCUAAAAAAUAACCUCCAGCAUGCAAUUUCACAAGGUGCGGCGGCUGAUCAAGCCAAAGAAGGAUUCGGUGACAGUGAGGCUGAUGAUGCAGCCUCUUACAUUCCGGGUUCAACUGGGAAUGCCCAUUUUGUGAACAGCAUGAUCUGCAGAGGGUGCAAGAAGAAAGAGGUAUGUAUGUUGUUGAUUCCUUGUAGGCAUUUAUCUAUGUGUAAGGAUUGUGAUGGGUUAAUUGGCGUUUGCCCCGUAUGCCAAUCUAUGAAAACUGAUAGUGUGGAAGUGUACUUGUCGUAAAUUAACACAACCCCCAUCCCAAAUUAAGUAAAAAUAACUUAAAUGUUAAAAAUAUUUUUAUGGGGAUGGGGGAGAUUGAAAAUUUGUGUGUGGAUCUUUUACCCUUUAUAAUAAUACUUACUGAGUGAUGGUUUUAAGG
Messenger RNA from Impatiens glandulifera, 1287 nucleotides. Its product is annotated as probable BOI-related E3 ubiquitin-protein ligase 2. The transcript has 4 exons. Lineage: Eukaryota; Viridiplantae; Streptophyta; Magnoliopsida; Ericales; Balsaminaceae. The record is from RefSeq and is a predicted model, not a curated record. The coding region runs from base 117 to 1148 and encodes 343 amino acids. Gene Ontology annotation, molecular function: ubiquitin-protein transferase activity.